UCGAGUCCUAGUAGAAAGGUGGCAAGCGAAAAUACAGUGGUUUUCAAAUUCGUUUUAUAGAGUCGUGUCAUCUCUAAGGAGAAGAACUGCAGUUGUGUCUUUGGGAUAUGGUGAAGGCAGCCAUCAAAUGACCUCAAUCAAAGAGCGUCCCACCUGCACACCGACACCGUGCACACGGGGCAAACGGCCAAUGCAUCAAAGCACACUGACUCUUGGCGAUCAGACUAAAUCCAUUUAUUCGACAACACACGCAGAGAGUUUUUCUGGGAGAGGAUAUGAUGGUCAAGCGCUGGUCUUUCUGCCCCGAGAUCCAAGUUAUCUCUCUCAGCAUGAUGGAAAGCCGGACCUCAGUAACAUUCAUGUGUCACAAGGACAGACACACUCCAGAGAUGUGCAUGGCCCGAAAGACAUAGUACCACAUUACAUCCUACACAGAGUGGGGGUACAGAACAGGACACAGAACCGUGAGGGGUUUGUGAUGAAAGAGGUCACCAACCCCGCUGAGGCCACACUGCACCAGACCACAUAUCAAACAGCGCACUGCACCACUUCCAACAGAUAUCAAACAAAUGAAGCAAGCGGACAGCCAGUCCCCUGGCACAGGCAUAAUAUUAUCACAGGAGAGGAGAAGGCUGCAGCUGGGCCUUGGCAGGCCAGAAGACAGUCUGGGGAGAGCAUUCUGUGUGCAGCUCGGUAUUGCGAGAUGCACAGUGACUCUUUUCAUUUGUACUGAAGAUG
Messenger RNA from Sinocyclocheilus anshuiensis, 738 nucleotides. RefSeq lists its product as uncharacterized. NCBI's taxonomy places the organism in Eukaryota, Metazoa, Chordata, Actinopteri, Cypriniformes, Cyprinidae. The record is from RefSeq and is a predicted model, not a curated record. Bases 128 to 733 code for a protein of 201 amino acids. The transcript is spliced from 4 exons.